Messenger RNA from Aspergillus puulaauensis, 1629 nucleotides. Its product is annotated as nucleobase cation symporter-1 family protein. Lineage: Eukaryota; Fungi; Ascomycota; Eurotiomycetes; Eurotiales; Aspergillaceae. The record is from RefSeq and is a predicted model, not a curated record. Gene Ontology annotation, cellular component: plasma membrane. The transcript is spliced from 6 exons. Gene Ontology annotation, biological process: nucleobase transport; transmembrane transport. Gene Ontology annotation, molecular function: nucleobase transmembrane transporter activity. Bases 1 to 1629 code for a protein of 542 amino acids.
AUGGGCUUAUUCAGGCGAAUGUUCCAGGCCCUCCAGGUGCCUACAGAGCCUGGUUUGACCACAGCGGAGCUGAUGCUAACGAAUGAUGACUUGAAACCAGUGGAACGGGAGAGGCGACAGUGGAAAUGGCUUAACUUCGUGGCUUUCUGGAUUGCCGAUUCAUUCAACGUGCUGCGGCAGAAUACAUGGAUGAUCUCGUCGGCCAUGAUAGUGGACGGUCUGUCGUGGUGGCAGUCCUGGCUCUGCGUGUGGUUUGGCUACGGUAUUGCGGCGGUCUUUGUCGUUGCCAUGGGCCGCGUUGCAACUAUUUACCAUGUACCUUUUGCAGUGGCUAACAGGGCCUCCUUUGGGGUUUGGGGAUCCUUUUGGCCUGUCUUGAAUCGGGCGGCGAUGGCCGUGAUCUGGUACGGUGUUCAGACAUACCUCGGUGGUCAAUGCGUCACCUUGAUGAUCGAAGCAAUCUGGCCCAGCUAUAAGAACAUCCCCAACAACAUCCCCGCCAGCUCAGGCGUGACGACCAUGGAGUUCACCAGCUUCUUCCUGUUCUGGCUGGGCUCCCUGCCUGCCCUAUGGUUCCCCAUCUACAAGAUCCGACAUCUCUUCACCGUCAAGGCAUACUUCUCUCCAGCAUGCGGCAUUGCAUUCUUCGCGUGGGCAAUCGUCCGGGCGCACGGCAUGGGCCCUAUCAUCGACCAGCCCAAUACAGCUCAUGGAAGCCAGCUCGCCUGGGCAGUCGUGAAGAGCAUCAUGAACUGCAUUGCAAACUUCGCAGCCCUGAUCAUUAACAAUCCCGACUUCAGUCGGUAUGCGCGACAUCCGAAAGACGCUACCUGGUCGCAGAUCGUCACGAUCCCUGUUGGAUUCGCAGUAACUUCGUUUAUUGGAAUCGUGGUCACCUCGUCAUCCAGUGUGAUCUUCGGCAAGGCAGUAUGGAACCCUCUCAUCCUGAUGGAAAUGUUCCUAGAAGACGCCAGCUCCGCGGAACGAUUCGGUAUCUUCGUUAUUGCUGCUGGGUUUGCCCUUGCACAGCUGGGAACGAAUAUCGCAGCGAAUUCGGUGUCCGCUGGAACUAAUCUCUCUGCACUACUCCCUCGAUUCUGCAAUAUUCGUCGUGGAGCAUAUGUCUGUGCAGCAGUCGGCCUUGCCAUGUGUCCGUGGACGCUGGUCGCCUCGUCCAAUAAGUUCACCGUAUACCUCUCCUCCUACUCCGUCUUCCUCUCCUCCAUCGCCGGCGUCAUGGUCAGCGACUACUACCUAGUCCGCAAAGGCUACCUAGACCUACCAGCCCUGUACAGCGCCGACAAGAACGGGCCCUACUACGGACACUGGGGCAUCUCCUGGCGCGGAUAUACAGCAUACAUCUGCGGGAUCAUGAUCAACGUAGUCGGAUUCGCCGGAGCCGUGGGGGCCGACGUGCCCAUCGGCGCAGAAUACAUCUACAACAUCAACUACUUCUCCGGGUUUAUCGUGGCGGCGGCUAUAUACUGGGCGUUGGCGCGGUCCUUUCCCGUGCCCGCAAUGAGCGAGGUCUGGAAUGAGAUUCCCUAUACGGGCGGGUCGAUGCAUGUUACCGAGGGAAAGGACGUUGCCGAGGCAGAGGAGGUAGAGGAAGCUGAAAAACAGGUCUAG